AUGGCAGAGGAACAACAACAACCACCACCACCGCAGCCCGAUGCCCAUCAGCAGCUCCCCCCCAGUACUCCCAGCCCGGGGGUGGCUCUGCCAGCCCUGGUGCCCGGGCUGCCGGGGACUGAGGCCCGCGCGCUGCAACACAAGAUCAAGAACUCCAUCUGCAAAACUGUACAAUCUAAAGUGGACUGCAUUUUGCAAGAAGUUGAGAAGUUUACAGACCUAGAGAAACUCUACCUCUACCUUCAGCUGCCUUCUGGUCUCAGCAAUGGAGAGAAAAGUGAUCAGAGUUCCGUGUCAUCAAGCCGUGCCCAGCAAAUGCAUGCCUUUUCCUGGAUUCGAAAUACAUUGGAGGAACAUCCUGAGACUUCACUACCUAAGCAGGAAGUCUAUGAUGAAUAUAAAAGCUAUUGCGACAAUCUUGGUUACCAUCCAUUAAGUGCUGCUGACUUUGGAAAGAUCAUGAAAAACGUCUUUCCAAAUAUGAAGGCACGCCGCCUGGGCACAAGAGGCAAAUCAAAAUAUUGCUACAGUGGACUAAGGAAAAAAGCUUUUGUUCAUAUGCCAACACUGCCCAACCUUGACUUUCAUAAAAGUGGAGAUGGGUUGGAAGGAGCCGAACCUUCCGGGCAACUCCAAACUGUUGAUGAGGAAGUUAUCUCUGCUGCCUGCCGCCUUGUGUGUGAGUGGGCCCAGAAAGUAUUAAGCCAGCCAUUUGAUUCAGUCUUGGAAUUAGCUCGCUUCCUUGUAAAAAGUCACUACAUAGGCACCAAAUCGAUGGCAGCUCUAACUGUAAUGGCAGCAGCACCAGCAGGAAUUAAAGGAAUCACCCAGCCCUCUGCUUUUAUACCCACUGCUGAAAGCAAUUCCUUUCAGCCUCAAGUAAAGACUCUGCCAUCUCCUGUUGAUGCAAAGCAGCAGUUGCAGCGGAAAAUUCAAAAGAAACAACAGGAACAGAAACUACAAUCUCCUUUGCCAGGAGAGUCUCCGGGAAAGAAACUAGAAGGAGUUACAACCAAUGGAGUAACUAGUAUUUCUAAUGGAAAUCCUCCAAUCCUUUCUCCACAGCCUAUUGGUAUUGUGGUGGCAGCUGUUCCCAGUCCUAUUCCGGUACCAAGAACUAGACAGUUGGUGACUUCUCCAAGUCCAAUGGGUUCUUCGGAUGGCAAAGUCCUUCCCCUCAAUGUACAGGUGGUCACCCAGCACAUGCAGUCUGUGAAACAGGCACCAAAGACUCCUCAGAAUGUUCCAGCCAGUCCUGGUGGUGAUCGUUCUGCUCGGCACCGGUACCCUCAGAUCUUACCCAAGCCAGCUAACACCAGUGCACUCACCAUCCGCUCCCCAACUACUGUCCUCUUUACAAGCAGUCCUAUCAAAACUGUUGUACCAGCUCCACAUAUGAGUUCUCUAAAUGUGGUAAAAAUGACAGCAAUAUCACUCACACCCAGCAACAGUAGUGCCCCUCUUAAACAUUCUCCCUCUAUGAACAGUGCAACUGGAACAAUAGAAGAAUCUAGGGCUAUUCCCCAUAUCAAAAAUGGUUCUGUUGUUUCACUUCAGUCUCCUGGAUCCAAGACUAAUGCUGUGGGAACUUCCUCUGUAGAAAUAAAAAUGGAACCAGAGAUAUUAUUAGAUGAAAGUUCUAUACAGUGCCAAGAGAACUCCGAUGUGUCUAAAGCUGCUAAAGUGACCCCGCGUGGAUCUUUGGGGCAGAGAAGUAAUUCAGAGGGCACAGGACUGAAACCCUCAAAUGAAGGUGUAAUUGAAACAAAAGCAACUAAGGCCUGUGACCAGAGGACCAAAUGUAAAAGUCGCUACAGUGAAACGCCACCAGUCACUUCAGGCAAUAAUCACAGCACUCUCACUCUCUCAGUUGCCACUCAGAACUUACCCUUCACCAGCACCAAUUCACCCUCUAACGGUAACUCCACUAAUAAAGACACAAAAUUAUUCACUAAAAGUCCAAGGAAGAGACUGUCUUCUACAUUACAAGAGUCCCAGGUGCCUCCUGUAAAGAAGCCCCUUGUGGAACAGCUCUCUGCAGGUAACAUGGACGCUCAGAAGGGAAGCAGCAGUGCUAAGAAAGAUCAGAAAGCUCUCCCUGCAGUAAAAACAGAGAGCUCAGCAGCUGAUGCUCAGGUUCCUAGCAAGGUAACUAUAAAUGUGGCAAAUCAGUCCUUAAAUUCUAAUGUUGUAAAUGCCAGUGAUUCAGCUUUAGAACAGCCAAUGACAUCAUCAUCUCCAGAUAUAAAAGUUAAAUUAGAAGAAAAUGUGUUUCUUUUAGAAAAUGACUCAAAAGCAGACAGCAGCUUUAAUUCCGAUGCCUGGCAGCAGCAGAUCACUCAGGAGUCUGAAUUUUCAUCUGCUGGCUGUGAACCACAGCAAAUCAGUGUUAUGAAUAUUACUGGUCACUCUGACAUUAAUGACUUAGAGAAGUCUGUUUGGGAACCAUUGCACUUAGAAGGAAUGCAGCAGGAAACCUACAGCCAGCAGCUGCACAGCCAGAUGCAAGAAUCUUCUCUGAGUCAAAUACAAGCACAGUCUUCAAAUCAGUUACCUCUACAGUCUGACCUAAAGGAAUUUGAGCCCACUGUUUCCCAGACAAAUGAAAACUAUUUUCCAUUUGAUGACGAACUUACACAGGACAGUAUUGUGGAAGAGCUAGUGCUCAUGGAACAACAAAUGUCAAUGAACAAUUCACAUUCUUAUGGUAGCUGUUUAGGAAUGACACUUCAGAGUCAAGCAGUAGCUGCAGGAACUCCAUUAUCUUCUCACCCCAACAAUACACACUUCUACCAUUCAAUCCAUAGCAAUGGCACUCCAAUUCACACACCUACACCAACUCCAACCCCCACCCCAACACCAACUCCAACACCAACUCCAACUUCUGAAAUGAUUGCUAGUUCUCAGAGUUUAUCAAGAGAAAGCCCCUGCUCUAGAUUAGCCCAGACUACCCCAGUAGAUAGUGCUUUGGGAAGUAGUAGGCACACACCUAUUGGUACUCCUCACUCUAACUGCAGUAGCAGUGUCCCUCCUAGUCCUGUUGAAUGCAGGAACCCUUUUGCAUUUACCCCAAUAAGCUCCAGCAUGGCGUACCAUGAUGCAAGCAUUGUCUCAAGUAGUCCUGUGAAACCAAUGCAAAGACCUAUGGCUACUCACCCUGAUAAAACUAAACUUGAAUGGAUGAAUAAUGGGUAUAGUGGUGUCAGUAAUUCGUCAGUUUCAAGCCAUGGUAUUCUCCCAAGCUAUCAGGAACUAGUGGAAGAUCGUUUCAGGAAACCUCAUGCUUUUGCUGUGCCUGGCCAGUCAUAUCAGUCUCAGUCCAGGCAUCAUGACACUCAUUUUGGUCGAUUGACUCCUGUCUCACCCGUACAGCAUCAGGGCACUGUUGUAAAUAAUACGAACAAGCAAGAAGGCUUUGCAGUCCCUGCUCCCCUUGAUAACAAAGGGAAUAAUUCUUCCCUCAACAAUAGCUUGAGAUGCCGGAGUGUGAGUCCUGCAGUCCACCGCCAACGUAACCUUAGUGGAAGCACCCUCUAUCCAGUUUCUAAUAUACCACGAUCUAAUUUGACUCCCUUUGGAAGCCCAGUAACUCCAGAAGUCCAUAAUGUUUUCACAAAUGUACACACAGACACUAGUGCCAACAAUAUAGCUCAAAGAAGUCAGUCAGUCCCAUUGACUGUUAUGAUGCAGACAGCCUUCCCCACUCUUCAGAAACAAGCAAACAGUAAAAAAAUAACCAAUGUUUUGUUGAAUAAACUUGAUUCUGACAAUGAUGAUGCAGUAAGAGGUUUGGGAAUAAACAACCUGCCCUCCAAUUACACAGCAAGGAUGAAUCUCACUCAGAUAUUGGAAACUUCCACUGCUUUUCCUAGUGCCAAUCCACAGAAUAUGAUCAAUUCCAGCACUUCAGUUUAUGAAUUCCAGACACCAACUUACCUCACAAAAAAUAACAGCACGGAUCAGAUUAAUUUUUCUCCUGGAGAUAACCAAGCACAAUCAGAAAUUGGAGAGCAGCAGUUAGAUUUCAGUAGCACUGUUAAAGACCUGUUGGGUGGGGACAACCUGCAGGCCAAUCCGCAGCUGGUGGGUCAGGUAGCAUCAGAUCUCAGUAAUGUUGCAUCUGAUUUCUCUAGCGAUAUCAGAUUGUCUUCUGAACUCUCAGGCAGCAUCAAUGAUUUGAACACUUUAGACACAAAUCUGCUGUUUGAUCCAGGUCGCCAGCAGGGACAAGAUGAUGACGCUACACUGGAGGAAUUAAAGAACGAUCCAUUAUUUCAGCAAAUCUGCAGUGAAUCCAUGAGCGCCAUGACUUCAUCAGGUUUUGAGUGGAUGGAAAGCAAGGACCAUCCCACUGUUGAAAUGCUGGGUUAAAUUGUGUUUUAUAAUAUGUAGCACACUGUAUCUAAUGACAGAUGUAUUGUAUUUGUCUUAAUGGAAGUGCCUCCCGCAGCAGAAACACUUGCUAUUUAUUAAUUGUGACAUUUUGAAAGGGUUUGCUGCAUUAAGUGGUUCAUUCUUCACUAGGGAAUAGAUGAGACUUGCUUCUGUUCUAAAUAAGUUUCUGAAGACAAUGGGUCUAUCCAUAAACCAGUAUUAGGAUUUAAAUUUUAUGAUGUUCCCCAUUUAAUCACAUUUUUUUUUUAUUAGUCGACAGUUAACCAGCUUUCACAACAGUGGUCCAGAUGAUUAUUUUUUAAAAUCUGUUUUAUUCCAUUAGUUGAUCUGCACAGAAUCCCAUUGGUUUUAGGCAUAAGGUUGUUUUUGUUUUUGUUUUCCCUUUUGGCACUUUUAGAUAAGAAAUCACAGCUGUGAUGAACUAUAGAUAAGGCCAUUCUUAAACUAAGGAUAGUAUUCAGAUAAUAACAAGUGUGUAGUCUUGAAGCAUAGGGCUAUGGUAUAGUGAGAAAUUUCUGUAGGGCUUUCUCUUGCUUCAAUAGCAUUUACACCUAAAAUGAAGGGCUUAAAUAGGAGAAAAUAAUGAAAAUUUUAAUACUAGUUUAAGGAAAGAAAGCUGCACUAAAUUUUUUUUAAAGAAAUAAACCUAGUGUUAGCCAUUUAUAUUUGUGACCUCAUGUUUAGUCU
This is a messenger RNA of Vombatus ursinus (common wombat), 5082 nucleotides long. RefSeq names its product regulatory factor X7 (gene RFX7). The record is from RefSeq and is a predicted model, not a curated record. Lineage: Eukaryota; Metazoa; Chordata; Mammalia; Diprotodontia; Vombatidae. The transcript is spliced from 9 exons. Gene Ontology annotation, molecular function: RNA polymerase II cis-regulatory region sequence-specific DNA binding; DNA-binding transcription factor activity, RNA polymerase II-specific. The coding region runs from base 1 to 4371 and encodes 1456 amino acids. Gene Ontology annotation, biological process: regulation of transcription by RNA polymerase II.